AUUCCUGAACGCUCUCACGCAGAUCCGCCGGCGUACCGCACCGCAUGCUGCUGUUGCUUAGUUUCAUGGAACAAGAGCAAGGGUGGAUCAACGUCUGUUGACUUUAAGCCACCAGAGCUGCUACUUUUGAUAUUAGCAUCUUACUUUAUUUUUUGAAUCCUCCUUAUAACUCUAUAGCGGUUUAGCUAGUUAGCGAAAACAUGUCCGUUGUAGGUUUUGACGUCGGGUUUAUGAACUGCUAUGUAGCAGUAGCCAGAGCCGGAGGGAUUGAAACUGUCGCUAAUGAAUACAGCGACCGAUGUACACCAGCGUGUGUUUCAUUUGGACCCCGGAAUCGAUCUAUUGGUGCAGCUGCAAAAAGUCAGGUUGUCACAAACUGCAAGAAUACAGUCCAAGGGUUCAAGAAGUUUCACGGCAGAGCCUUUUCAGACCCGUAUGUCCAGUCCCUCAAAAGCAGUCUGGUCUAUGACAUUGCACAGAUGCCGACAGGAACGACAGGCAUCAAGGUGAUGUACAUGGAGGAGGAGAAGGUGUUCAGCAUUGAGCAGGUCACUGCCAUGCUGCUGACCAAGCUAAAGGAGACGGCUGAGAGUGCACUGAAGAAGCCUGUGGCAGACUGCGUUGUCUCCGUUCCUUGCUACUACACCGACGCUGAGAGGAGAUCAGUGAUGGAUGCAGCUCAGAUCGCUGGACUCAACUGCCUGAGGCUUAUGAAUGAAACAACUGCAGUUGCAUUGGCAUAUGGGAUUUAUAAACAGGAUCUCCCUGCUCCCGAGGAGAAAGCCAGGAAUGUUGUGUUUGUGGACCUGGGCCACUCUGGAUAUCAGACAUCAGUGUGUGCUUUUAAUAAGGGCAAGCUCAAGGUCCUUGCCACAGCCUGUGAUCAGCUGUUGGGAGGAAAGGAUUUCGACGGAGUCUUGGUGAACCAUUUCUGCGAAGAAUUUGGGAAGAAGUACAAACUUGAUGUAAAAUCCAAGCCCAGGGCUCUGGUGAGGCUCUACCAGGAGUGCGAAAAGCUGAAGAAACUGAUGAGCGCCAACUCCUCUGACCUGCCGUUGAACAUCGAGUGCUUCAUGAACGACAUCGACGUAUCUGCACACCUGAACAGGGGUCAGUUCGAAGAGAUGUGUGUUGGUAUUUUGGCCCAAGUCGAACCUCCUCUGCAGAGCCUGUUAGAACAAGCCAAGCUGAAAAAGGAAGACAUCUAUGCAGUAGAGAUAGUUGGUGGAGCUUCCAGAAUCCCAGCUGUCAAAGAGAGGAUCAGCAAAUUCUUCGGGAAGGAGUUGAGCACCACCCUGAAUGCUGAUGAAGCAGUGGCCAGAGGAUGUGCCCUGCAGUGUGCAAUACUUUCCCCUGCCUUCAAAGUCAGGGAAUUUUCCAUCACAGACGUCGUUCCGUAUCCAGUCUCUCUGAAGUGGCAUUCGGCUGCAGAGGAAGGUCUAAGCGACUGCGAGGUGUUUCCUAAGAACCAUGCAGCACCGUUCUCCAAAGUACUCACCUUCUACCGGAAGGAGCCUUUCUCUUUGGAGGCCUACUACAGCAGUCCUAAUGAGCUGCCUUAUCCUGAUCCUACUAUAGGCCAGUUUCUGAUCCAGAAGGUUGUCCCACAGGCAUCAGGAGAGAGCUCAAAGGUGAAAGUCAAGGUCCGGGUGAAUAUUCACGGUAUCUUCAGCGUUUCCAGCGCCUCCCUGGUUGAAGUGCAGAAGUCCGAUGAGGCAGAGGAGCCCAUGGAAACGGAGCAGGCUUCUGACAAAGAUGGAGAGACUAAGAUGCAGACUGAUCAGGACGCACAGCCGGCCCAGGGGGACGCUCAGAAACAAACGGAAGACAAGACGCCAAAUGAGAAUGAAGAAAUGGAGACUAGCACAGAAGAGAACAAAGGUGAGAAAAAGUCCGACCAGCCCCCACAAGCCAAAAAGGCCAAAGUCAAAACAAAAGUGCUGGAGCUUCCCAUUGAAAACAGCCCACAGUGGCAGCUAGCGAACGACAUGCUCAACCUUUUUGUGGAAAAUGAGGGUAAGAUGAUCAUGCAAGACAAGUUGGAGAAAGAGAGGAACGAUGCAAAGAAUAAUGUAGAGGAGUACGUGUAUGACAUGAGGGACAAACUGCAUGGCCUGCUGGAGAAGUUCGUCAGCGAAUCUGACCGAGACGCUUUGUCAUUAAAGCUGGAGGACACUGAAAACUGGCUUUAUGAAGAUGGAGAGGACCAACCCAAACAGGUUUACAUUGACAAACUCGCAGAGCUGAAGAAACUUGGGCAGCCCAUCAUGGACCGGUUUAUGGAGGCUGAAGAAAGACCCAAAGCUUUUGAGGAGUUGGGGAAACAAAUUCAGCAGUACAUGAAAUUUGUGGAGGCCUACAAAAUGAAGGAUGAGCAGUACGACCAUUUAGAUGAGGCAGAUGUCACCAAAGUGGACAAACUGAACAACGACGCAAUGAUCUGGAUGAACAGCACCAUGAACCAGCAAAGCAAGCACAGCCUAGCUGUAGAUGCCCCUGUUAAAGUGAAAGACAUCAAAGCAAAAACAAAGGAGCUGUUCUCCACUUGUAACCCUAUUGUGACCAAGCCCAAGCCAAAGGUGGAGGUCCCCAAGGAGGAGACGCCUGCAGAGCAGAACGGUCCCGUCGGAGACCAAGAGAAGACCCAGGAGCCGACUGCAGAUAAGGGAGCAGCUGAGAACACAGGCAACCCAACCUCAGAAACUACAGAGAACAAGCCUGACAUGGACCUUGACUAAAACAGCCACGAGAGCCUCCUGAAGCAAGCUGAACAGGGGCCGAUUGAGUCAGACUGAAAUGCGGCCUGGCGGUGUUUGUCAAAGCUGGGGACGUGUUUCAGGAACUGCACUUUGAGAGUAAAAAAGCAGACAGGGCAGUGAGCACACUGAGCUUAGCUCAUAGUGGCACAUCUAUCUGACAUAGCAUGCCCUCUCUCUUUCUGGAUGACCUAAAUCAAAAGCCAGCUGCAAUUACUCUGUUUUGACAAUGACCGCUGUACACAUGAUGAUAUUUAUUUCUGUUGUGUGCUCUGUAACUGUUCUGGUCUGUGUCACAACCUGGUUUUAAUAAAGUGGUUGAAAAUCUCUCACAA
Messenger RNA from Girardinichthys multiradiatus, 3091 nucleotides. It is a transcript of the gene hspa4b, whose product is annotated as heat shock protein 4b. Bases 201 to 2738 code for a protein of 845 amino acids. Gene Ontology annotation, molecular function: ATP binding; ATP-dependent protein folding chaperone. Lineage: Eukaryota; Metazoa; Chordata; Actinopteri; Cyprinodontiformes; Goodeidae. The transcript is spliced from 19 exons. Gene Ontology annotation, cellular component: nucleus; cytosol. Gene Ontology annotation, biological process: protein folding. The record is from RefSeq and is a predicted model, not a curated record.